Messenger RNA from Mugil cephalus (flathead mullet), 3436 nucleotides. RefSeq names its product protein phosphatase 1, regulatory subunit 12C (gene ppp1r12c). The record is from RefSeq and is a predicted model, not a curated record. The coding region runs from base 168 to 2282 and encodes 704 amino acids. Gene Ontology annotation, cellular component: cytoplasm. Gene Ontology annotation, biological process: signal transduction. NCBI's taxonomy places the organism in Eukaryota, Metazoa, Chordata, Actinopteri, Mugiliformes, Mugilidae. Gene Ontology annotation, molecular function: enzyme inhibitor activity; protein kinase binding; phosphatase regulator activity. The transcript is spliced from 20 exons.
CUCCCAGUGCCUCACACGAGCACGAGCCCCCUCAGCCGAGUACCCUCCACACAUCCAAAGCAGCGGAGCCCGAGAACCAGGAAGUGAAAGUAUACACAUGGAGGGUGUGUCUGUCCCUGCCACUGUAUGUUUUAUUUUUUAAAACAAGGUCCUCGGCGGAUAAAUAAAUGGGGGACUCGGCGAGGACCAAGCGGCGGGAGCAGCUGAAGCGCUGGGCCGGCUCCUGCACCGACAAGGCGUCGGACGUACCCAGGCGGAGACGGCGGGGCGAUGCCGGGGACGGCGCAGGGGAACCCGAGGCCGAGCUCAACGAGCCGCCGAAGGACCUCGUCUCCGGGGACAGAGAAGAGAACAGUCCCACAUUCGGGCGACGGAAACGGGUGAGGUUUGACAGGGCUGCUGAGUUCCUGGCUGCCUGUGCCAGUGGAGACACGGAGGAGGCCCAGGUGAUGCUGGAGGAGGCCAGAGAAUCUAAACUGAGGAAUGGAGACGACGUGGUUGAAAUUAUAAAUUGCUCCAACGCGGACGGAAUUACAGCCCUACACCAGUCUUGUAUCGACGGCAGCAUCGAAAUUGUGAUCUUCCUGUUGGAGCGCGGUGCCAGCGUGAACCAGGUUGACAGUGAGGGAUGGACGCCGCUGCAUGUCGCCGCCUCCUGCGGCUACCGAGACAUUGCAGAAUACCUUCUGCAGAAGGGUGCAUCUCUUACUGCUGUGAACUGUGACGGUGAUGUUCCUCUGGACAUUGCCCUGGAUGAGGCCACUGAGUCCCUUCUUCAGGAAUACACUCAGAGACAGGGUGUGGAUUUAGAGGCAGCUAAGCGGCUUGAGGAAGAACAGAUCAUGACAGACGCCCGGACCUGGCUGACUGAAGGCCCUCCCGCCGAUGUACGACACCCAAAGAACGGAGCUACUCCGCUGCACGUGGCUGCAGCUAAAGGCUACCUGGAGGCCCUGAAGAUGCUGUGUCAGUGCGGGUUGGACGUGUCAGCUGUGGACUUUGACGGCUGGACGCCUCUCCACGCCGCAGCGCACUGGGGUCAGGAGGAGGCCUGCCGCAUUCUGGCCGAACAGCUGUGCAACAUGGAGGCUCGCAGCAAUGCGGGUCAGACGCCGUUUGAUGUAGCCGAUGAAAGCGUGGAAGAGCUCCUGGAGGAGUUAUCGCAGAAACAAGCCAAUUGGCGCAAUGAGCGGUCAAUAUCAGAAUGGCAAAACCAACAAGGCCCCAACGCUGCGAACACACAAAACAAGCGGCGAAGGACGUCGGUGUGUAGGAUGAGCAGUAAAGACAAGAUGACGGUGCAGGAUCAGUCAAAGGAGAGGGGCGUGUCAGGAGGCCUGGAGCUGAGCGAGGAGAAAGAGAGCAGCCCCGAAAGCUCCGUAGUGUCCAGUCCAGACACGGAGAGCGUGACCACAUCUACAGUCAGUCCUGCAGACAAGACACCAGAGGAGAAGCAGGAGGAGGAGGAGGAGGAGCAGGACAAGGCGAACCGCACUGCCAGAGUCCAGCCCACUCCUCAGACGAGAGACACGGCAGCCGAGAGCCCCAACACUCCCAACGCCGACAGGCGCAAGUUCCAGGCUCCGGUCAGAGAUGAGGAAUCAGAGUCUCAGAGGAAAGCGCGCUCGCGGCUGUUGCGUCAGUCCCGACGCUCCACACAGGGUGUGACGCUGACAGACCUCAAAGAGGCAGAGAAGAGCGUGGGCAAGGUCGAUCCUCCGGCUCGUAACAUCCAGCCCGUCAGCCCCAUCGUCACCGUGACGCCGGCUGAAAGAGAUACAGACCCGGUGAAGCAGGGCGAGUCGGACGGGGGCCAGAGCCUGGGCCCGAAGGAAAGGAGGAAAAGGAGGGAAAGACGCUCCACUGGCAUCGUUCAGCUCGGAGGAGAAAACGAUGAGGAAGCACAUCUGGAUGACUCAAACAGAAACAUCUCUUCCUAUGGGAGUGAACUGGAAGACUCGUCUGGUGACUACAGAACGCUGUACUUCAAGGUACUGCAGGACAACCUGUCUCUGAAGGACAAGCUGCAGGAGAUGGAGCUGCUGCUCAGCCAGAACAAAGUGGAGCUGGAGAGACUGCGACAGGUUCGGCAGAGUCAGGAGGGGGGCACAGACAGACCGGCCCUGCUGGAGCUGGAGAGAUUUGAAAAAUUGGCUCUGCAGAGGAAAGCGGUGGAGCUGGAGGACGAGCUCAAGGUUCUGGGGGACCUCAGAGCCGACAACCAGAGGCUGAAAGACGAGAACGCCGCCCUCAUCCGAGUCAUCAGCAAACUCUCAAGAUGAACCUGGGAAGAAAUGGAAACAAAAAAAAAAACAAAACAAAACAAACAAACACAACCUACACAGAAAUAUAAAAAGUAUUAGUUGUUCGCCACUCAGGCGACGCAAACCGGGACGAGAGGCGCAGCGUCGCACACCUGUUCAACAUUCAACAAUAACUGGAGCUGCGGAGAGAUUUCAGGGGUAUUGCCUGUGUCAGGGCCUUUAUGUUUUGGCAGAUCUACUGUAUAACAAGCUGGACUGCACCUCCUGUGGACGGACGGGACGUUCCUGUCCACUUUUAUAUUUUUAUUGUCGUAUUUUUUUAACUGGAAUAUUUUCAUGUGCUUCGCUCCAGUGAUACUUUGUAUAAAAUCUGUAUUAGGAGACUUAAAGCCAUGCACAGUGAGAGCUCACAGUCGUGUUUUUAGAUUAGCUUUCUGGUGAAGGGGUGGAGGAAUUAAAAAAAAAAAACAAAAAAAAACAAGAAAAAAAAUCUUAAAUGUGCCAAAAACCCCGCCACAGUUUCUUUUUUUUUUUUUUUUUUUUGGCAUGUGCUUUGGGGAAAAAAACUCCCGGUGGUCAGUGUUGCUUCUCAGGACGAGUCUUGAGUCGAUGCUUUCUGUUUGUUUUUUUUUUGUUUUUUCGCUGGCUGCUGUAAAAGGUGGACCAAAACAUUUUGCAUGCUCCUUCUCCUCCCCCGCUCCUCUGAAUGUAUAUUUAACAUGUGUAUUUAUGUCCGGGGACCGUCUGUCCCGACUCGCUCGUGGAGCGUCUCUUCUCCGUCUGCGGAGCUCGCGGUCAUGGGGGCUUUUUGUUACAAAUGUGAGAUCAUUUUUUUUUCAGGAGGUUGUAGGAGAAACGCAUGCUCUAACAUUAGUACUGUAGUCAAGUCUCGCUUCGCAGUUGUUUCACGUCUGAAAGCAGCCCCCCCCCCCGCCCCCCCCCCCCCCCCCUCCCCUCUGAGUUUUAAGUAUUCACCCUGUGACGGACGGCUGUUGUUCAGACAGAGGCCAGAUGGGUCAACUCUUGAAUGUUUACUUCAGUUUUUAAAGAAAAGAGAAAAUGCAUGUCACAUUGUAUUUUGAUGCCGUGCCUUUUACAUUUGUAAGUAAUAUUUCUAUUUUGCUUUGGCAGCGUUCACUGUUGAGUAUAAAAUACAGUAUGGGCAUAAAUGA